AUGAAUAAGCUCUUUAGCACAGCCGAGACAAGUGUCCUGUACUUCGACGAUGUGAGUCCGAAUGUAGUAACUGAGCUCUACAAGGACAAGCGGGCUCCAGAACGCCUCAGCUCAGUCAUAUCAGUCUGCAACUCCAAGUACUUCAAGCGCGUUUGGACUGCUAUGGAGUUCAUCAGAAGUGAGCGAGUCAGAAUGAUGAUCAGCAACUAUACUUACUUCCCCGACCUCGACGACCCUACAUUCUUGGGCCAGGUCUUCAAGGCCUGGAAGGAUGAGGUUCGCCAACAUGAAAAGGUGCAUGAUCUCGAAAGAAAGGUCGAGAUGGGCAAGAAUCAAGUCCCAUGGAGUCUCGGUCCACUGAGACAGGCAAAGUUACUGAAGAGGAUGAACUUUGCCAUGGCAACUGCUCUGCUCUGCAAGAGAGGUUCUGGUUUUAAGACAGAGUACUAUCGAAUUGCGUGGGAAUGCCUCAAAGUGGGAGACUACUCUCCGCUGUUGAUAACACCUUUUAUGGGAGCUAUCGAAAGACGAGGUCCUGGCCACUGGUCUGAAUUUGGAUACAGUGACGUUUUCACCUGGCAGUUGGGACAAGAAGUGCAUCCGCCAACACUGGGAAAACACACAACGUUUAACGAUUCGGAGCAACGUGUUACUCUUCAUGUGGAAGACAUAGGAACAGUUUCGAUAGUCGGUAGACCAGAGCGGGGUUCGAUGAUGCAAGCCUUUUCGUCUGCCGCGAAGCUAACUUUGGAGAUUGAUGGACCAGAUGUCAAAGAUUUUAUUACAGCCCUGGGAAGAACUCAUACAGGGAGUGCAUCAACCACCAUGGAAAUCCUGGAAGAGAAGAACGAGGUGGACCGUCUGCAAAGAGUUUUGAACAGACUCUACAACAGCCCAGAAAUUCCCUCCUGGCCAUUGGAUGGCAAAGAUAACAUCAAAUGGCUCGCAGACGUGCUAUCAUUCUCCAAAAUCAGACCUGGCGAUGACCAAACUGUUCUGGGAGACAAUGCAGCCAGAUUCGGGACUAUUCACUGCAGACCGUAUGAUUACACCGUUGGUAUCACUUGCACAGGGUGUAAUAGGAUGUUUGCACAUAAGGUCGGGAGUUUCGUCUUACCAACGGAGCUACGAAACGCGAAAGCUUACCGUAUCCCUGGCCUCAAGUAUUUAUGCUCCGAGAAAGACGGUUUAGCAGUCUUGGUGCAAGGGAACAAGGUCGUUGGAAGAAUGAUAUGGGCCACGCCCGCUUGUUCGUGUAGGAAGACAGAGGCGAUAACCCUGAGGAUGCCAGAGUUUUUCUUGCCCAUUGCAUUUUCGAUCAACUAG
Messenger RNA from Fusarium mangiferae, 1326 nucleotides. RefSeq lists its product as uncharacterized. The record is from RefSeq and is a predicted model, not a curated record. The coding region runs from base 1 to 1326 and encodes 441 amino acids. NCBI's taxonomy places the organism in Eukaryota, Fungi, Ascomycota, Sordariomycetes, Hypocreales, Nectriaceae. The transcript is spliced from 2 exons.